UCUAUUGCUGACUGUAAGUUCGAAAUCUACUUCCAAUUGAGUUUAUUGCUGACUGUGAGUUCGAAAGUGUCUAUUGCUGACUCUGUUUUGGGUGGCUCUCUGUUUCCAAUUGAGUUUUUUCCUGACUGUGAGUCCGAAAGUAUCACCGCUUUGGUAAAUGCUGACUGCAACAUAAUUGGCAAGUGCUCUCCUGAUGGUCUCUCUUUCUCCUUCAAAAGCGGAUCUAUUGUGUCCCGCUACUCUAUUCCUUCGAAAGCGGAUCUAUUGUGUCCCACUGUCUAUUUCUCCUUCAAAAGCGGAUCUAUUAUGUCCCGCUGUCCAAAGCGGAUCUAUUAUGUCCCGCUGCUGCGUAGAAAGAGCGCGGACCUAUUAUGUCCCGCUGCUGCGUAG
Messenger RNA from Rodentolepis nana, 390 nucleotides. Lineage: Eukaryota; Metazoa; Platyhelminthes; Cestoda; Cyclophyllidea; Hymenolepididae. The record is from the annotation of a GenBank genome assembly.